Messenger RNA from Hypomesus transpacificus, 3176 nucleotides. It is a transcript of the gene plekha1a, whose product is annotated as pleckstrin homology domain containing, family A (phosphoinositide binding specific) member 1a. The coding region runs from base 524 to 1780 and encodes 418 amino acids. The record is from RefSeq and is a predicted model, not a curated record. NCBI's taxonomy places the organism in Eukaryota, Metazoa, Chordata, Actinopteri, Osmeriformes, Osmeridae. Gene Ontology annotation, cellular component: membrane; cytoplasm. Gene Ontology annotation, molecular function: PDZ domain binding. The transcript has 11 exons.
UAAUAGAGAGUGAGAGAGUGUGUGUGUGUGUGUCUAUGAACGUGAGAGUGUGUGUGUGAAUGUGUGUGUGAAUGUGAGAGUGUGUGGGGUCACGGGGCGUCUCUGCCUGUCAUAGGGGGUGUGUCCAGACAAUGUGUGGGUUAGCCUUGACGUCACCCCUAGAUUCAGCAUACAACAAGCAGAGCUUGUGUCUAAACUGCUCCUUGUCUGCUCACAUAUGGCUCAUUGUCAUCCAUGCUUAAGGACGGAGGAGAGAGAGAGAGGGGGGGUUAGGGUGUGAGGUGAGGCCUGUGCUCUUAAUCAUUCACUAUCUCCGAAACCACCCUUACUGAACAGGAAGGCCGGAGGCGUUGAGUUCAGCUGGCUGGCUGAGGUGAAGUUAAAGAUUAGCCAGUGACCCCACCCAGGCCCAGCUCCGGAGGGUGUGUGGUACUGUACACUGCUGGCUGGUGACCUGAAGCUCCCGGCCUCCUCCCUGCGUUUGCUUCCGGACCCCCAGCCCAGGGAAUGUUCCGACGGGGACAUGCCUUACGUGGAUAGGCAGAACCGAAUCUGUGGCUUCCUAGAUAUCGAGGAGAAUGAGAGCAGCGGGAAAUUCCUCCGUCGCUACUUCAUCCUGGACACACAGCUGGGCAGCCUGGUCUGGUACAUGGACAACCCACAGAAUCUGCCCGUGGGUGCAGACUGUGUCGCCUCCCUCAAGCUCACCUACAUCUCCAAGGUGAGCGAUGCUACUAAGCAGAGACCAAAGGCUGAGUUUUGCUUUGUCAUCAACGCUGGGAUGAGGAAGAUCUUCCUGCAGGCGAACGACCAGCAGGACCUGGUGGACUGGGUCAACGCUCUCAACAAGGCCACCAAAAUAACUGUCCCCAGGCCGUGUGAAGGCCAGCAGGACGUGCAGAGUCAGGGAGCCCUGCAGGAGCUGGCCCAGGGGCCCAGGAAGCAGGUGUCCUACAGGACGGAGAUCAUCGGAGGGGUCCCCAUCAUCACCCAGACGCAGCAGGAAGGUGGAGAGGGCCAGGAUGGGCCAGACAGGGAGGGUCUGCGACGGUCUCACAGCCAGCUUCCGUACUUCCUGGGCAGGCCGGCUCUGGACCACACGGUCAUCAAGUCUGGCUACUGCGUCAAGCAGGGCGCCGUGAUGAAGAAUUGGAAGCGGAGGUAUUUCUUACUGGAGGAGAACUCGAUGAGUUACUUCAAAUCAGAUCUGGAAAAGGACCCUCUGAGAGUGAUCCCAUUGAAAGAGGUUAACAAAGUCCAGGAGUGCAAACAAAGUGACAUCAUGAUGAGGGACAACCUGUUUGAGGUGGUCACCCCGUCCAGGACCUUCUUCCUCCAGGCCGACAGCCCGGAGGAGAUGCACAGCUGGAUCAAGGCCGUGUCUGGAGCCAUCGUGGCCCAGCGGGGCCCCGGGAGGUCUGCAGCCUCAGAAACAUGCGGUCGUUCCUCUCCCUCCACAGUCUACCGGAGCCCAGCGGGCCCCCCUCUCCCUCGCUCGCCCGUAUCUGCAGUGCCACCCUUCCCAGAGUGCCCUGCUGUCGCGGGUGGCGCCCGCCCGCAGCAUGGCGUGGGACAGCGAGCACUUCAUGAGCCUCCUGCCGCGGCCCGGCCGAGCCCGGCCCCGCCUCUCCCUCCAGGAGACGCCACUCGCCAAGUGACCGCCGUCGCCACGGCAGCCGAGCCGGAGUCGCCGUGGCGACGGCGCAGUCACUUUGAGCCCUGCCCUCGCGAACCUCCCCUCGACCUAGACGAUGCCGACCUGCCGGUCAGUGAGGUCUGACCUUUGACCUCAUCCUCUGGUUACGGGAGGGGACUGUAGUAGACGUUAGCGUUAGCGAACAGGCUAGCUGGUUCUGGUGUACUUUCAGAUAGGGAUUUUAAUGGAACAGAACAGGAAGAUGGCUUACGACUGCGUACACCUUGUGCAGUUUAAAUGAAUACUGGCUGUUCCAUGCGACGGGUCACUGUAACGGUGUGUGUGAGAGAGGACUGGCACUGUACAGAAAUAUGCACCAAAGACGUCGCCCGGUUUACCAGUCCCUCCCACUGCACCCCUUUCAAACCUAUUUAUUUACUUGUAUGGUUGAGACUGUCAAAGUUCCAGGGCUGAAAUCAGCUUGUCCGUGUGACAUAAAAUAAGAUUCAGGAAAGAGCUUCAUUAGAACCUGUCACACGGUGAUUUUCUGCCAAGUCGGUAUACAUCAUGGCAGCUUGUAGACAAUAUUUCCUCGUCUAAUUUGACUAAUUCAACCUAGCCUAUUGCCACUUAUUUCCUGUUCUAACAUCACUAAUCUAUGUGUAUUUAACACUUUCUGUAUUUGUGGGAUAUUUGACCAAAUGUGUUGGAGCCACUUAUGUCCAGUGUAACUGGAAGGGGUAACCAGUGGUCACUCUGAGAUGACCAGUGUCUUCUGGUCGUGGUACCAGAAGAUGUGCAGCCUUAAGCAAGGUCUUCUUCGUUUGCCAAACUUUUGAGGGUACUUUGAUGGAUCCCGCCACAUGGUUUCCAUGGUUACGGUUUCCAGUGACUGACUGUUUAGAGACGUGAGGAUGGAUUCACUAGUAUGAAUGGAGCUGGGUGGCUUGAGGAAAGGCCGGAAGGAGAUUCUGACCUGCAGUCAGGUUAGGACCGGUUAGGACUGGUAAGGACCGGUUAGGACCGGUCAGGUCAGGGCCGAGGCUUUUUCAAGCAGCUGUAAGCAGGUUGUGAGGAUCAUGUAGAGAUGUUGUUUAGUAACAUAAGACCUUGUAAGAAUUUGUAUUUUUAUCUGCAUGUUGCCAAUUCACUAAUAAUUGACCCUGGUGCCUCUGUGGAACAGGGACUGAAAUGUAUGUUUGACAAAUCUGGAAAUUAUGAGGAUGUAAUCUUUUUGUAAGCUGUUUUGUUUUUUGUUUUUUUUUGCCAAGUUUUUUUGUAUAUUAAUUGUUAAGCUUUUAGAUGUUUACUUUCAAAGUCCCCUGUGCCUGUUCCUCCAGAUAGGUUGGGUUAUUCCUGCAGUAGGCAACUGUUCUUCAUGUCUAUUGAGAGCCUCGUUGUAGUUCUACUAGGUGAGAUCGCCUUUUAAAAAGUGCCUGCAUCAAUUCUAUCCAAAUAACAAAGCAAUUUUAACCCUUUCAUUUGUCUUAUGUAAUUGUGAUUAUGUCACUAUUUAUUAAAUGGAUGACUUGGAACCAAA